AUGUCCACUAACUCGAGCGACGCUGACGCCGCCGCGGCGCUCGCGGCGCUCUCCACCAUCGCGCUCGACAACACCCUCGGCGCGUGGCUCGUGGGGGUCGUCUUCAGCCUCCUGCUGAACGGGAUGCUCAUCAGCCAGACGUUCCAAUACUACCGGGCUUUCCCCAAGGACCAAAAGCUGCUCAAGAUAUGGGUGGCCGUAGUGGUAUUUUUGGAAACUUUCACUUCGGCGCUCAUCUGUCACACUUCUUACUUUUACCUGGUGACUAAGUACUGGGAUUCGACGUAUUUCUUCGUCAGCCCCCCGGUGUGGUCGCUUGACCUGCUGCCUGUUCCUGGUUCCGUCGCGGCCCUUUUGUCCCAGAGCUUUUUCGCUCGUCGGGUAUGGUUGAUCGCACCGAAGUUCCGACCCGUUGUAGCGGUCGCCAUCAUUCUUAUCAUAGGCAACGUUGGCUGCUUUAGUGCCCUGGCUGUGAAGAUGUUCCGGGCACCCAACAUAACAGAAUCCCUCGGGUUUUCGUGGCUUGCCACUGUUGGAUCGUCCAUCCAGAUGGGCGGGGACCUGAUGAUCACGUCGACCCUCAUCUAUGUCCUCCACACUAGCCGUGCUGGGAUGAACAAAACCAACACCAUGCUCGACACACUCAUCACCUACGCGAUCAGCUCAGGUAUGACGACAUGCGUCGUCCACAUCCUAAACGUCUCCUUCUCGAUCAAAUACCCCGACAACUUCAUCUACGCCGCGCUCUCCUGCGUGCUCACCAAGCUGUACGCCAACACCUUCCUCGUCGCGCUGAACACCCGCAAGUCCCUCGGGAUCAUGGACGAUGGCACGUGCGAGACCUCGCCCUUCCACGGCUUCAGCGGCGCCUCCGUCCGCAUCCACCACCCGCAGCCGAGCGUGCACGUCUCGAACGGCGGGUUCCCGUACAGCCAGACCGCCUCCGGCGGUCAGAUCGAGCUCAAGGUCGUCACCGAGGUCGCCGACGACGACGCGGACGAGUACGACGGCCGCGGGAGCAAGACCGCGCCGUACGACGCGUGA
Epithele typhae is the source of this 1044-nucleotide messenger RNA. RefSeq lists its product as uncharacterized. Lineage: Eukaryota; Fungi; Basidiomycota; Agaricomycetes; Polyporales; Epitheliaceae. The record is from RefSeq and is a predicted model, not a curated record. The coding region runs from base 1 to 1044 and encodes 347 amino acids. The transcript has 19 exons.